This is a messenger RNA of Venustampulla echinocandica, 768 nucleotides long. RefSeq lists its product as uncharacterized. The coding region runs from base 1 to 768 and encodes 255 amino acids. Lineage: Eukaryota; Fungi; Ascomycota; Leotiomycetes; Helotiales; Pleuroascaceae. The transcript has a single exon. The record is from RefSeq and is a predicted model, not a curated record.
AUGACUGCCUUGCUCGCAGACUAUCGAGCAAAGAUGCUGAGGUGGAAUAAAGAGAUCUUGGAAUGCGAAAUGAAAACCCAAUUUCUCCAGGACGUUGCAGGGAACAUUCGGAAGCCCUGGGAGGAUUGGGACAGCGACGACGAGCAGGAGAUCUUGGACGAUAUUGUCGAGGAAUUAUGGACGGGGCUGGACAAAUAUGAGAUCCUUAAUACAGUUGAAAGGCAUGCAGACUUGUUUGACCAUAUUCCGGAUGGCACGAUAGACUUUGUCCAGAGCUCUGAGAAGCAGGCCGAACAAUUAUUGGAACUGGAGACUGCGCUCAAUGAGUCCGUGGCCGAGGAUCGCCGACCAAUUACUAUCCCGGAGGACUUCAAAAUACUUUCAAGCCUAGUGGGUGGCCUUACUGGACCGGGUUUUGGAAAAGAUCAGAUUUAUACAUCGUUAUAUUUUAAUGGUGCACUUAUGAACAUGGAGCAGCCUGAAGAUAUCGCAAAAGACAUAGACAUGUUACCAGAGAAUGGAUUUGAGGUUGUUUGUGGUUGGAAAAUUGCCGAGGAUGAUCACCAGACUCGUAUAUAUGCUGUGUACAUGAGGUUCACCCCGGAAAACAAAAAGCCCAAGGAAUUUACUUGGGAGUAUGUUACUCGUUUUGAAGCGGGCCCCAGUGGGGACAAUUACAAAAGUGUUGAGGAGUUGAUAGAGGGUUGGCUUAAAACUCAUCGACGAGGGAUAGUGGAGUAUCAGGGUAAAGAUGUAUUUUUACUAUGA